Messenger RNA from Protopolystoma xenopodis, 678 nucleotides. The record is from the annotation of a GenBank genome assembly. NCBI's taxonomy places the organism in Eukaryota, Metazoa, Platyhelminthes, Monogenea, Polystomatidea, Polystomatidae.
AUGCAAAAAUAUCUUCUCGAGACACCACUUCGUGGCCUGAUUCCCAUUUUAACAUGCGUGCAACAGUUCUCACUGCCCGUCUCCGCUUCUCCGCCUCUGCCCCACCUCCACCCGGCCAAAUCCCACUUCAGCCCAGCCCUCUGCUGGCGCAUAGACACACAUAGUGUUGCAAGCGAACAUGCUUCAUCCCCACCACUCCACACACGCAUAUAUAUAUAUGUACAUGGACACAUACAGGUGAGCAAAAGGAGGCAGAACAGGGAGACAGAUCAUACCCUACCAACCGGUUGCCUGCGCCUCCGACUCUACCUUUGUCGCUCGCAUCAGUCUUCCCGCCUAACACUAAAUAGGCUAGAUCCGCUGAUUAUAAGUCCGCCAUGCACUCGCGACCACGCGUUCACGACCCGUGUCUACCGUCCAUCUGGAGCCCCGGUUCCCAGACGCCUCGGUUCCCAUCUCCUCCCAGCCCUGGACAGCCUGUUGCCUCUUGAGCCCUGCCCUGGGCUCUCUGUCUCCCUCCGCCUCCCAUGCCUCGCCUGCACCCUCAUUCAAGCAUCAAUCCAUUCCAUUUUGUUGUAUCCCAUUCUCACCUUGGCUGUCUUGCCAAGACUCGCCACCAUUAGUUGUGAGGAGGGGGACCAAGGCGAAAACAACGAAAUGUCGCCUCUAAUAGACUAG